Messenger RNA from Cladophialophora bantiana CBS 173.52, 1101 nucleotides. RefSeq lists its product as uncharacterized. The coding region runs from base 1 to 1101 and encodes 366 amino acids. Lineage: Eukaryota; Fungi; Ascomycota; Eurotiomycetes; Chaetothyriales; Herpotrichiellaceae. The transcript is spliced from 3 exons. Gene Ontology annotation, molecular function: protein binding. The record is from RefSeq and is a predicted model, not a curated record.
AUGGACGGAAUUGCUGUUGAUCUCAGCGGCUCGGGAUGGCUGGAUCGACGACGACGAUUGCAUAGUGCAGAUGACCUGCGAAGAAUAUGUCCUGGAUUGUUGGCUUUCAAUACUGCAGAAAGUGACUUCACAGGCUCACCAGACGCUGACGACGAAGAUGACUGCCUUACAUUGUUGACGGUACACAUCGCUCUUUUUUCAGUCCAAGAAUACAUCGAAUCAGACCGCAUAAAACAGCAAAAAGCAAGAAUUUACGCGUUACAACGAAGCUCAGCGAACCUGGAUAUUCUUCGCAUCUGCCUAGUAUGCUUGCUCGAACCAGGAUUAAGCAGCAGAGGGCUAGACAGAAGCAUUCUAGAGGAACAUCCACUAGCCCGUUUUGCUGCCUCCUCCUGCACAGUAGAUAAUGUCCAGGGAUUGGUCUUGAAACUAUUCGAUCAUCAAAAUGGCUCUUUUUCCAAUUGGGUGAAUGAAGUGAAGUUCCAUCUUGACUUGGAACACAUUGCAUCUCCGCUCUACUAUCCAUCUCUGCUGGGGUUCGACUGGAUUGUGAGAAAGCUUCUCGCUGCUGAGUAUGAUGACAUUGAACGCCAAGUUCUCAUCCAUAUUCUUGCCGGAGAAAAUGGCAAUGCGCUGCAUGGGCACACUAAGGUGGUUCAAACUUUACCCGAAGCAAGGGCGGAUGCUAAUCUUCGUGGUGGGCUUCAUGACAGUGCACUACAGGCAGCUUCUGCAGGAGUUCACGAUGCCGUGAUAGAAUUAUUGUUGGACAAGAACGCUGAUGUGAAUGUCCAUGGCGGCAAAUACAAUAACUCAUUAUACGCUGCGUCGUUGAAUGGCCAUAAGAACGCUGUUCUCAUGCUGCUUGGCCAUGGAGCCGAUCCAAAUGUCCGAAGCGGUUUGUUUGACUAUUCGUUGCAAGCAGCAUCAACAAGAGGCCAUGAAACCAUUGUGCAGAUUCUCUUGGAAAAUAAUGCUGACGUGAACACAGGAGGUGGUGGAUUUGGCAAUGCGUUGCAGUCCGCAGCAUCCGCUGGUCAUGAGAAUGUAAUGAAGAUCUUGUUGAGCAAGGGGGCUGAUGUCAAUGCGUACGGAGGGUAA